GCCCAGCAUUCCCAACCUUCUUCCUCCUUCUCUCUCUCUCUCUUCGUCUUAUUCUUCUUCAUUCAUUCAUCUUUGCUUUUUUACGUCCCAUCAAUAAGUCCCCUCUCUUCACAUUCACACACCUCUCUCUCUCUCUCUCUCUCUCAUUUUCCUCCUUCCUUUCUUCUUCCUCCUCCUUUCUCUCUCACGAAAACCCUUUUCCCGUGAAACUCCCCACCUCCAGAUACGCAAAUCUCAACCUAUUCGUAUUCCUGAUUACACCCCACAACAAACAAAAUCCGAAAGUCCUCAGUUUCAGCUCCAAAUCGUCUCACUCGUUCGUUCUAGAUCGUGUUUAUAUAUAUAUAACUGGUUUGAACAAUUGGAUCGGUUUGUAUAUUGAUUGCGGAUCAUGGAUUCGAUAUCAGGAGGAGCUGGGCCGAGUGCAUCCGACCCGAAUAGUGCUGCUGUAACGGCUGUUCCGCAAGCGGAGGGGUCGGCAGGAGGGGGGCCGACGCCGAGUCGGUAUGAGUCGCAGAAGCGGAGAGAUUGGAACACGUUUUUGCAGUACCUGAGGAAUCACAAGCCGCCAUUGACGUUAGCUCGGUGCAGUGGAGCUCACGUGAUAGAAUUCUUGAAGUACUUGGACCAAUUCGGGAAGACUAAGGUUCACAUCACUGGGUGUCCUUAUUUCGGGCACCCGAACCCGCCGGCGCCGUGCGCGUGCCCGUUGAAGCAGGCUUGGGGGAGCCUCGACGCGCUGAUCGGACGCCUCAGAGCCGCCUACGAAGAGAACGGUGGACGGCCGGAGUCCAACCCGUUCGGCGCCAGAGCCGUCAGGAUUUACUUGAGGGAAGUCAGGGAAGGACAAGCCAAAGCUAGAGGGAUCCCUUACGAAAAGAAGAAGCGAAAAAGAAGCACCGUAACCACCACUCUCGUGACCACCAAUGUGUCGGCAGCGACCGAUAUCCCCGGUGCUGCCGCCUCCUCAAGCGGUGGCGGUGGCGAUGGUGAAGGAAGAGGAGUUGAAACCACCGGUGGUGGUGGUGGCGCUAGUAGCGUCGUAGUUGCUUCUAAUACUCCAACUACAGUUAGUACGGCGACGACUACUACAGUAUAAGAUAUCUAGUAGUAUAAUUCUGAUAAAUUGUCUCACUUCUUCCCUACCACUAUCUAAAUUUAUUCUUAAUGAAAUUAUUUAUAAUCCAUCACUGCCUCAUCAAUCCCAAAUCUAAGGCCAUUUUCUCAAUUCUUGGAUGUCUCUGGGUUCAUCCCUCUCUCUCUGCAUAUACACGCACACAUAUAAGCUAAUGAUUAUUAUAUGCGUGUGUAUUGAUUUUUUGUUUUAGAUGGGAGGGAAAGAUCCAAAAGGAAAUAUGCUUUCAUUUUCAAGUGUUGAAC
Messenger RNA from Neltuma alba, 1380 nucleotides. Its product is annotated as protein LIGHT-DEPENDENT SHORT HYPOCOTYLS 5-like. Gene Ontology annotation, biological process: mRNA transcription; response to light stimulus. NCBI's taxonomy places the organism in Eukaryota, Viridiplantae, Streptophyta, Magnoliopsida, Fabales, Fabaceae. The coding region runs from base 392 to 1099 and encodes 235 amino acids. The transcript has a single exon. The record is from RefSeq and is a predicted model, not a curated record. Gene Ontology annotation, cellular component: nucleus.